Hylaeus volcanicus is the source of this 2624-nucleotide messenger RNA. RefSeq names its product tektin-4 (gene Tektin-A). The coding region runs from base 981 to 2378 and encodes 465 amino acids. Gene Ontology annotation, cellular component: microtubule cytoskeleton; nucleus. The transcript has 6 exons. The record is from RefSeq and is a predicted model, not a curated record. Lineage: Eukaryota; Metazoa; Arthropoda; Insecta; Hymenoptera; Colletidae. Gene Ontology annotation, biological process: cilium movement involved in cell motility; cilium assembly.
UCAGGUUUUGACUCUUCCAAGUUAUUGAAAUUAAUGAAACUAUAUUGAACAGAUUUUUAUUAAGUUUAUUUAAAACUCUCUUCGAUGUAAAUAACAUUCAGUUGCUGGGGGCUAUUAAAUCGAUAAAUCUCAAUACUGUUCCCUGAAGAAGCCAUCAUUCGGAAAUAAUUCGUCGAAAUUAAAUUGUAUCGUUAAUUACAUCAGAAGAUUGUCCGCAAUCGCAGACAUUGUUAUCAUCUUUUCGAAUUUAAUUCUUGUUAAUCCGAACAAGUAUUUGACAUGGAUGUUAAACAAGAUUCCUCGAGAGAAGCAUUCCAGCAGCUUCCAUACAACGGAACCGGUGAUGCGGUAAAUUAAUUAAUUUCAACGUAAUAAUUUAUUGAAUUCCAUCUCUAUUAGAGAAAAUCAACGACAUUGUACGCAGUUCAUUAAAAUGCAAAAUGCAUGUACUGUUUUGCGAUUAAGCCAUUAAUAAUUCAGUGUUAAUAGUCUCGGACACUUGGCGAUAAUGUAAUCGGACCUGUCAUGAUUCAUUCAAAAAAUUUCCAUUACAUUUACGUUACAUACGUUGACGGUUCGGAGAUUGAUUUUUCUUUUUUAUAUUGAUAUUUAUGGCGCUCUAAAUCGUGAUAUUUAUAGCGAUUAUCAGCUGAUAUCAAGGCCAACUUGAUGCGUAAUGGAGAUAACGGAUACAGAUUUGCAUAUUGAUGCCCAAAUCUUUUCAAAAAGAUAACUUAUUAGGGAUAUGCGAGCCGCUUGACAUUCGAGCUCAAGUCGGCCCAUUAGAAAUUCCAGCGAAACAUGGGAACUUUCGGGCAGCCCGAUUGCCACGACCAGCUCAUAACUCGAUCAGACAUUGAACAUUUUUCAAAGAAGGAAACGCGACAAACAUGUCGGCAAACUUCGGGGCGGGACUCACGUCGGCUUUGUACACCCUUACAACUUAUGCGUGUUCAAAAUGAAUACUUUUCCAGCCUGUUAUGCCCUGUCCCAUGAUGGAAUCUACCAAAGGUGAAACGGGAGACAAGCCACCUCCUUACUUUACUCAACCGGGAGACGAAUUUCCGGUACAACCGGAAGGAUCCAUGGAACCGAUCGGUCCAUGGGCCACGGGUCGCGUAACGUUCAACCCUAAAGAUGGUUUAACAGGAGUGAGACCAGUUGUCGAUCGAUAUUCUGUAACUCAAUUUGGAGCACCUCAAUGGAGAGCCCACAAUCAAAAGUUUUUCGAACAAUCGAAUGAAAAGAUACGAGACACCCAACUUGCUAUAAACAACGCGAAACGAUGCGUUGAUAAAUCGUACAGAGAGGCGGACAAGAAACAAUUGGAAUCGACGGAUCAUUUGAAGGAUCGAGCAAGAGACGUGCAUCAGUGGAAAACCGAAUUAGAACACUUCAUACUUGACAUUACCAAAGAGAUUGAAUUAUUGGAGGCUGAACGACGACGUGUCAAACACUCCUUAUCGGUUCUCACGAUUCCCGAGUCGAUCGCUGGGGAAUUUUUACAAUUGCGUUCUAAACGCCUCGAAUCCGACCUUAUCCGAGACGAAGUCGAGGAGGAGUUAACGAAAGAAGUAGCUCUUUGCUAUGAAAUACGCGAUCUGCUCGGUAGAACUCGAGAACAAAUAGAAAUGCAACUGAUCGAACUGAAGGCAGCGAAAACAAGAAUGGAAGUCGAUUGGACUGAUAAGACAGACGCUUACAGCAUUGAUGCCCACGCUUUACAAUUAAAAAACAAUUCUCCGGUUAUACUGUGGGCACCCGGUGCUACAAGAUUUCCGGCGGAACAAUCGACACCUGCGAGUUACGAGCAUUACACGCGAGAAAGUUUAAGCGACGCGGAGUCUGCAAAGCAAAAAUCGGCGAACCUGAGGUCCACUUUGAGCGCAAUAUACACGAAUUCAAUUAAAGAUCUUCGCGAUCAAGCUACCCGCGUGGAACUCGUAUUAGGAGAAAAGAUUAAGCUUACGGAAGAAGUCCGUCUACAAUUAGAGAAAGAAUUGCUUCGCUGCUUGCAUGAGUUAGCAAAUACUGAAAAAGCUAUUGAUGAGCUUCGUCAUUCAACGAGGGGCUUGGAUUGUGCAAUGAAAGUGGCGCAAACUCGAUUGGCGAAUAGAUUACAACGUCGUAACGUUGAAAGCUGUCGUGAUGUACCUCAAUUUGCUCUCGUCGAGGAGGUAAAAAUGUUAAAUGAACGCACGUCGGCAAUGCUAGCAGAAUUGAAACGAGCCGAGGAGACGCAAGCUGGUCUUGUUAAAGCAAGGAGUGACCUCGAACGAGAAAUAAUCGUGAAACGUAAAACACUGUACAUAGAUAAACAACGUGGUCAACUACUACGAUCGUUUUAUCCUUCGGCUACAGCUCUUUCUGGUUUUUAAUAACUAUAUCGCGGUAUCUUAAUUUAAAAUAUCAAGUAUUAAAAAGAAAUUUUCGAUUUUAUACGAUAUAAAAACAUAUGAUAGAGACAUGUUAAAUACGGUUAGUUCUGUAAAUGUAUUUUGGAAGUACACGACUUAGUCACACAAAAAUAUAGUAGUCUUAGGAUUUAUGUAUAAUUGUUUUAUAGUAUUUUUGUUUUGAUAUUUUAUAAAAAAAUGGAAAAUAUAGGGCCUGGAUGUCUUGGA